This is a messenger RNA of Hydractinia symbiolongicarpus, 438 nucleotides long. Its product is annotated as thyroxine 5-deiodinase-like. The coding region runs from base 1 to 438 and encodes 145 amino acids. The record is from RefSeq and is a predicted model, not a curated record. Lineage: Eukaryota; Metazoa; Cnidaria; Hydrozoa; Anthoathecata; Hydractiniidae. Gene Ontology annotation, molecular function: thyroxine 5'-deiodinase activity. The transcript has 2 exons.
AUGAUUGUUUAUCAUGGUGUGGACCUGACGAUUUAUGUUCGGCGACGUUUCGAGAGAUCCUUUUCUCAUCAUUUCUCAUCAUCCCAUUUUCCAUCAUUUCUCAUCAUUCGAGAGAUCCUUUUCUCAUCAUUUCUCAUCAUCCCGAUGAUGAGAGAAGGAUCUCUCGAAACGUCGCCAAACAAUCAAAUAUUUAUCAAUGCACACAAGACGAUAGAUGAGCGAGUGUCGGCCGCAAACCAAUUGAAAAGUCAUUAUCCGGAUGUACCAGUAUACAUUGACCCACUAGACAACACAAUAAGUCGCUCAUUUGGUGCGUAUCCGGAAAGAUUGUACAUUUUGUUGGACAACGUCAUCCUGUAUGACGGAAAUGUGGGUCCGUUCUUUUAUUCCUUAAGUGCUGUGGAAGAUUGGAUCGUGAAUUAUGUUGAGAAACAAUAG